Messenger RNA from Hermetia illucens (black soldier fly), 2302 nucleotides. It is a transcript of the gene Mccc1, whose product is annotated as methylcrotonoyl-CoA carboxylase subunit alpha, mitochondrial. Gene Ontology annotation, cellular component: mitochondrion. NCBI's taxonomy places the organism in Eukaryota, Metazoa, Arthropoda, Insecta, Diptera, Stratiomyidae. Bases 114 to 2210 code for a protein of 698 amino acids. The record is from RefSeq and is a predicted model, not a curated record. Gene Ontology annotation, molecular function: ATP binding; metal ion binding; methylcrotonoyl-CoA carboxylase activity. The transcript is spliced from 9 exons.
UGUCAGCUGGUCUGAUAGCAAAGUACAUAGUUGGAAGUUGUUUAUGAAUUAGGUUCUGUGCGGGUUCCGCGGGGACACAUUUUACGAUUAAGUGCUUUAAUAGGACAGACAUCAUGUUCAAGUCAAAGGUAGCCUUAAGAUUUUUAUCCAGCUAUGCCCAACAUCACAAAAUCGCCGUGAAACCAAUCAACAAACUGUUAAUAGCCAAUCGAGGUGAAAUUGCAUGCAGAAUCAUAAAAACCGCUCGUCGACUAGGUGUGCGAACAGUAGCCAUUUACUCAGAUGCCGACCAUAAAUCUUUGCACAUGGAAUCUGCGGACGAGGCUUACAAUGUGGGCCCAGCUGCUUCACAACAGUCUUAUCUUCGCGGUGAUAAAAUAAUUGAGAUUGCCAAAAAGUCGAAUUGUCAAGCCAUUCAUCCUGGUUACGGGUUUUUAUCGGAAAGCGUUGAGUUUGCGGAAAAAUGCGAGAGUGAAGGAGUCAUUUUUAUGGGGCCACCUGCAAGUGCUAUUAGAGAUAUGGGAAUCAAGAGUACAUCGAAACAUAUAAUGUCAGCAGCAGGCGUUCCGGUUAUCAACGGAUAUCAUGGUGAUGAUCAAAGUGAUGAAAAAUUAACUGAAGAAGCAGCGAAAAUUGGAUUUCCGCUGAUGAUUAAGGCCGUGAGAGGCGGGGGAGGCAAAGGUAUGCGAAUAGUUGACAAAAUGGAAGAUUUCAUUGGUGCAUUGAACUCUGCAAGGAAUGAAUCUCAAAAAUCCUUUGGUGAUAGUUCCGUACUCUUGGAGCGAUUUGUUCGUUCACCGAGACACGUUGAAGUGCAGGUGUUUGCAGAUCAACAUGGAAAUGCAGUGUAUCUGUUCGAACGUGACUGUUCUGUUCAGAGGAGACAUCAGAAAAUUAUUGAAGAAGCUCCAGCGCCUGGUAUUUCGGACGAUCUGAGAAAGGAGUUGGGUGAAGCAGCCGUUCGAGCAGCGAAAGCUGUUGGUUAUGUUGGAGCUGGAACUGUAGAGUUUAUUCUGGAUAAAAACGAUCUUUCGUUUCAUUUCAUGGAAAUGAAUACUCGUCUUCAAGUUGAACAUCCAAUCACUGAAAUGAUUACAGGGACUGAUUUGGUUGAAUGGCAAAUUCGUAUUGCUUCAGGAGAGCCGCUUCCAGUUACUCAAGAGGAUAUUGUCCGGCGUGGACAUGCAUUUGAGGCUAGAAUUUAUGCUGAGAAUCCGAGGGAAGGCUUUUUGCCUGGAGCCGGUCCUCUUCAGCAUUUAACAACACCUCCGGCCAGCGAGUUUGUGCGUAUUGAAACUGGAGUACGUCAAGGUGAUGAGGUCUCUGUGCAUUAUGACCCCAUGAUUGCAAAGUUGGUCGUUUGGGGCAAAAACAGAACACAGGCCCUGGACAGCUUAAUCGCGAGAUUACGAGAGUAUCAUAUUGCGGGACUAGAAACAAAUGUAAACUUUCUAAUCGACUUAGCUAAUCAUCCAUAUUUCCGUAGUGGUGACGUCCACACCGGUUUUAUAGAUGAACAUUUUAACAGUUUAUUCCCUAAAAUCGAAAUGAGCGACAAACAGUUAUCCCAAACUGCCAUCGCUUUAGUUCUUAAUGAAUUGAAUGCCGCUGAAAUGAAUUCAAAUGUCAAUGCUAACGGAAAAGUGGACACAUUCACCUCCGCCGUUGGUUUUCGAAUUAACCAUGAUUUAAUUCGACAAUUCAAGUUUAAAUUCAAUGGGAAAGAGCAUAUUGUCGCUCUGAAAGUGACUGAUGAGGCAACGGAAGUUAAAGUCGGGGACGGCGAUUGGAUUGUUAUUAAUGCUGAAGCAACCACUGAAAAUGGUCGGGUUAAUGUUCGUUGCAAUAUUGGGGGUACAGUGUCCAACUAUAGCGUUGUGAUUGAUCCAGAAGGAGUGAACCUUUUUGAUGAAUUCGGCAAAACUCGCUUGGAAUUUGUUCAGCCAAAAUUCUUAACUUCUGUUUCCGAUGUGGGUGGUGCAAGUGGAUCUAAGUUAGUUUCACCUAUGCCUGGUCUUUUGGAGAAAUUGCACGUGAAGCCAGGUGAUAAAGUCAAACAAGGAGACGCAGUAGCUGUUAUUAUUGCAAUGAAAAUGGAAUACAUUUUGAAAGCUCCGAAGGAUGCUACAGUGAAAUCUGUUGGUGGCAAACCAGGAGAUAAUAUUGGAAAAGGAGCUGUUGUAGUAGCUUUUGAAGAAGAGGAACAGUAAUGGUGCCAUGACCUCUUGUUAUAAAAAUACCAGAUGAUGCAUUUAUUUUUGUCAAAUAUUUUUAGAGAAAGUUUUAUGUAUAAAAUAUAUAA